CUUCUGCUGACCCCACCGGCCUCUCAUCACCCUCUCUUCACUCUGACAGAUGCUCGUGAAUGUAUCCUGUGCAGCGGAGACUACUGGUCCAAUGAUGCUCACGAUGCAUGCGUACCAAAGAUCAUCGAGUACCUGGCCUUUGGGGAGCCGCUGGGCAUCACUCUCAUCGUCAUCUCUGCCUUCGGAGCAUUGGUUACCAUCGCUGUUGGGAUAGUGUUUGUCUUGCACAUCGGCACACCUCUGGUGAAGGCGAACGAUACACUGUUGAGUUUCUCGCUGCUUUUAUCGCUGGUUGUGACCUUCCUCUGCUCCAUCGUCUUCCUCGGAGAGCCUCAGCACUGGAGUUGCAUGACCAGCCAGGUGGCCCUGGCUCUGGGUUUUGCUCUCUGCCUCUCCUCAAUCAUGGGUAAAGCAGCGGUGUUGAUGCUCAGGGCCCAGGCUCUGAAAGCAGCUCGUGCCAGAGCCAAAGCCGCCACCAAAGCUGCAAAAGCAGCAGCCGAGGCAGCGGCCAACAGCAGCGGCCCUGACAUCAUCAUGACCAACACAAAUAACAACAGCGAUGCCAACGUCUAUGCCAAGCCUGAAGUUGACAUUAUCACCUGUGCCCACCAGAGGGCGAUAGCAGCCGUGGCAACAUUAAUACAGGCGAUCGCUUGCACAGUGUGGCUCAUCGUCCUCCCGCCUCACCCUGUGAAAAACACCUCGGCCCAGAAUAUAAAGAUCAUCCUGGAGUGUGACGAAGGCUCUGUGGUCUUCAUCUGCUGCAUCUUUGCUUAUGACAUCCUGCUGGCUCUGCUGGCCUUCAUCUUUGCCUUCAUUGCCCGAAAGCUGGAGGACAACUUCAGCGAGGCGAAGUGCGUGACCUUCGGCAUGCUCGUCUUCUUCAUCGUGUGGAUCUCCUUCGUCCCGGCCUACCUCAGCACACGUGGCAAGUUCAUGGUGGCCGUCCAGAUUUUCGCCAUCUUGGCCUCCAGCUUCGGCCUGCUCACCUGCAUCUUCCUGCCCAAGAGCUACGUCCUCUUGAUCAAACCCGAGCGCAACACGGAGGAGAUGAUGAGGCCCCGCCCCAAACUACGAGACGGAACCUCGACCGGGACCUCGGCCUCGCUCGCCACAGCCGCUACUGAGAUCAACGCUACGACUGCGUCCACAGCCAUUGAUGAUUAGUGGAGUAAUAAUAAGAGAUAACCUGAGCAAUGAAAUUCAAAAAAUGUAAAGUAAUGUAGAUGUCCG
Messenger RNA from Paralichthys olivaceus (Japanese flounder), 1233 nucleotides. The record is from RefSeq and is a predicted model, not a curated record. NCBI's taxonomy places the organism in Eukaryota, Metazoa, Chordata, Actinopteri, Pleuronectiformes, Paralichthyidae.